Molecule: messenger RNA, 627 nt
Organism: Pristis pectinata (smalltooth sawfish)
Lineage: Eukaryota; Metazoa; Chordata; Chondrichthyes; Rhinopristiformes; Pristidae
Product: aldo-keto reductase family 1 member D1-like
Exons: 6
Coding region: 1-627 (208 amino acids)
Cellular component (GO): cytosol
Molecular function (GO): aldose reductase (NADPH) activity
Source: RefSeq, a predicted model, not a curated record
AUGGAUGUAGGGCACCACAAACGCGGAAAAGCAGCAGCCGUACUAGCUCGCAGGGAGCCAUGGCCAGGAGAUGUGAUUUACCCACGAGAUGAAAAUGGGAAGUAUUUGUACCAUCCGACAGACCUGUGCGCCACUUGGGAGGCUCUGGAAGCGUGUAAAGAUGCAGGUCUGGUCAAGUCGAUCAGCGUAUCAAACUUCAAUCGCAGGCAGCUGGAGCAGAUCCUGAACAAGUCAGGCCUGAAGUACAAGCCAGCUGUAAAUCAGGUCGAAAGUCACCCAUACUUGACUCAGCCCAAGUUAAGGGAACUUUGCAACCUCCAUGGCAUUGUCAUUGUGGGAUACAACCCCCUGGGCACCUGCCGUGACCCCCUCUGGGUGAACACGAAGAUUCCCUCUUUGCUGGAAGAUCCUGUCCUCAACUCUGUGGCAGCUAAAUACAAGAAAAAGAGUGCUCAGGUGGCCCUGUGUUACCAGAUCCAACGCAAAAUUGUUGUCAUCCCAAAAAGUUUUAAUUCCGAGUGCAUCAAACAGAACUUUGAGAUUUUUGACUUUUCCUUAACGGAUGAAGAGAUGAAAGCCAUUGAUGCACUCAACAGAAACGAACGAUAUGUGGAACUUUUAAUGUAA